Messenger RNA from Octodon degus (degu), 2454 nucleotides. It is a transcript of the gene Zdhhc6, whose product is annotated as zinc finger DHHC-type containing 6. Gene Ontology annotation, cellular component: Golgi apparatus. The record is from RefSeq and is a predicted model, not a curated record. The coding region runs from base 709 to 1950 and encodes 413 amino acids. Gene Ontology annotation, biological process: protein palmitoylation. Lineage: Eukaryota; Metazoa; Chordata; Mammalia; Rodentia; Octodontidae. Gene Ontology annotation, molecular function: protein binding; palmitoyltransferase activity. The transcript is spliced from 11 exons.
UGUCCUCCCGAAAUUGGGCUACUAUGGUUUAUACUUUCCGCUCAGCCUUCAAAGUUGGUUCAGUCGCUAAGGAAAAACAUCCCAAAUAGCGCCCUUCCCACGCACAAAAAAAGCCUACAGAGGUAUGCGUGUUCUCAGAGGUCACUCAAGCAUAGUCCCCUCUACGUGGUGGGACACGGCUUGCUUCACCCAACCUUCAGGUCACAGGUGACUGCUUCCUGGGGGGAAGGUAGAUGCGGCGAACCUCCCGGAAGUGGAUGUGGCGGAGGCUGCGCAGGAGCGCUGCGCGGAGGGUAGCGGGAGGGCGCCGGCGGCGGAGACGGCGCGCGGGGAGCUCCUGCGCUUGAGCUUACCGCGGCCGGGAGGAAUUGCUUCCUGCUUGUUGUGGACCGAGAUGCCCAUGACGGAGUUGUGCCAGACGGAGAAAAUCUGUUCCGGGUGAGCCCAGGCCGUCCUCAAACUGCGAUGGCCGAGGAGCGGACACUGAAGACCAUACUGCGGUUGGGUUUCAAACCAAGACAUUGGAUUCUCCUGGUGAAAAUAACUAAUUCUGAAUGAAUAGUAGAAAUGGCAUAAUCUCCAUUAACUCAUAAUUUGAAGGCAUGACAAUCAAACAACACACGUGGACUUCUGGUACAUGGAAAUGUGUACACAGAAAAAGGAAAUCUAUAGUUCUUUAGAAGUAGGAAGGCAUUCAUCCUCCCUAAAAUGAACACACUGUGCUCAGUUAUCAAGUUCGAAAAUCUCCAAGAAUUAAAGAGACUGUGCCACUGGGGCCCCAUCAUAGCUCUUGGUGUUAUAGCAAUAUGCUCUACCAUGGCCAUGAUUGACUCCGUGCUGUGGUAUUGGCCCCUGCAUACAACUGGCGGAAGCGUGAACUUCAUCAUGUUGAUAAACUGGACUGUUAUGAUUCUUUAUAAUUACUUCAAUGCCAUGUUUGUUGGUCCGGGCUUUGUCCCUCUCGGGUGGAAACCGGAAAAUUCUCAGGAUAGCAUGUAUCUACAGUAUUGUAAAGUCUGCCAAGCGUACAAGGCACCGCGUUCCCAUCACUGCAGAAAAUGUAACAGAUGUGUGAUGAAGAUGGACCAUCACUGUCCUUGGAUCAACAACUGUUGUGGUUACCAAAAUCAUGCUUCGUUCACACUGUUUCUCCUUUUAGCACCACUGGGUUGUAUCCAUGCCGCUUUCAUUUUUGUCAUGACUAUGUAUACACAGCUUUAUAAUCGGCUCUCCUUCGGGUGGAACACAGUGAAGAUUGAUAUGAGUGCAGCCCGAAGAGAUCCUCUUCCCAUUGUUCCCUUUGGAUUAGCUGCAUUUGCUGCCACGUUGUUUGCCUUGGGAUUAGCUUUAGGAACAACUAUAGCUGUUGGGAUGUUGUUUUUUAUCCAUAUAAAAAUAAUUCUCAGAAAUAAAACUUCUAUUGAAUCCUGGAUCGAAGAGAAGGCUAAAGAUCGAAUUCAGUAUUACCAACUAGAUGAAGUCUUUGUUUUUCCUUAUGAUAUGGGAAGUAGAUGGAAGAACUUUAAACAGGUAUUUACAUGGUCAGGGUUCCCUGAAGGAGAUGGAUUGGAGUGGCCAAUAAGAGACGGAUGUCACCAGUAUAGCUUAACAAUAGAACAGUUGAAACAAAAGGCAGAUAAAAGAGUCAGAAGUGUUCGCUAUAAGGUAAUAGAAGAUUAUAGUGGUGCCUGCUGUCCUUUGAAUAGAGGAAUCAAAACCUUCUUCACAAGCCCCUGCACUGAAGAACCUCGAAUACAGCUACACAAGGGGGAGUUCGUUUUAGCCACAAGAGGGUUACGAUACUGGUUAUAUGGAGACAAAAUUGUUGAUGAUUCCUUUAUAGAAGGUGUGUCAAGAAUAAGAGGGUGGUUCCCCAGAAACUGUGUGGAAAAAUGUCCCUGUGAUACUGAAACAGAUCCGACCCCAGAAGGCGAGAAGAAAAACAGAUAGCCACUGUUAAAAUGAAAUGAUUCUUUAAUUCUGCUUCAUUACUUGAAAAUUAUACAUAUUACUGAAGAAUUAUGCAACAAGCCUACUCUGGUUAAGAUGUUCUUUUCCUCAAAGGUGCCCUAGUGCCAUGGUUUAAAUAUUUCUAUUACUGAUUUGGAAUGGAGAAGCCAUUCUGUGUAUGCCUUUGAAUUCCUUCCCCUUUUUAUCACCUCUUCUUCCCCGCAGAAGGAAAAACAUUUCACCCAAGUAGCUAAUGGCAUUCCUUCUGGGUUUUUCUUUAUGCAUUGUCUACUGUGGACUUCACUUGCAGAUACAGUUUCCCUUUGCUAGGAGCAUCUGCAUGUGCCACUUCUUGUUUCCUUCUCAGUUGAUGCUUCUUAAAUACUCUAGCAACUGUAAGAACUUUGUCAGAUUAAAUAUAAGCUCAAAUUUUGUUACUUGUCUUUUAAUAAUGCAGAUUUUGUCAGAUGAAAUAAAGAUCAAUGGAUGUUCUGAUAAAUCAUA